AUGUCCCCAUCAUGCUUAGUCUGGGAGAUCUGGAAAGAAAGGAAUCGUAGGCUAUUUGAAGGCAAAGCUAAGAGGCAGGAAUCAAUUCUAAACUCAAUUAAAUCGGCAAUAGUGGACUCAGUCAACUGCAGAAUAGCAUUUUCUUUGGAUCAUUCCAAAGUCUUUUCUUCAUCGGAUGAAAAUAUCAGGCUAAAGUGGCAAGGAAUUAGAAUUCCUUCAUCCUUUGGUCAAAAAAUCAAUGCUAGAAAAGAUGCAACCUGGUCCCCCCCAAAGCCUGAUUGGGUAAAAUUAAACUUUGAUGGGGCAUCCAGAGGCAACCCAGGCCUCUCUGGAAUAGGUUAUGUAAUCAAAGAUCAAUCAAGAGCAAUCACAGGGAAAAUGGCAAAGCUAAUUCCACCAGACACCAAUAAUAUAGCAGAAUUCACUGCUCUGCAACUUGUUUUGAUGGACUGCAUCAACCAUGGCUUAAGAAAUGUUUCAGUGGAAGGAGACUCGGAGAUAGCAAUAAAUGCAAUAAGAAAAAAAACUCCAAACUGGAGACUUCAAGCAAUUUUAGAAAAAAAUUUAGAAAAUUUGACCAGAUUUGAGCAUUUUGAAGCCAAACAUAUCUACGGGGAAGCGAAUGUAGUGGCAGAUGCCUUAUAA
Messenger RNA from Cryptomeria japonica (Japanese cedar), 645 nucleotides. RefSeq lists its product as uncharacterized. The transcript has a single exon. Lineage: Eukaryota; Viridiplantae; Streptophyta; Pinopsida; Cupressales; Cupressaceae. Bases 1 to 645 code for a protein of 214 amino acids. The record is from RefSeq and is a predicted model, not a curated record. Gene Ontology annotation, molecular function: RNA-DNA hybrid ribonuclease activity; nucleic acid binding.